CAAGUUCAAAGUCCAAGUCCAAAGUCCAAGUCCAAAGUCCAAGUCCAGGUCCAAGUCCAAAAUCCAAUCCAAGUACUGACGCCGAGCUACGCUCAAGUUAUUACUUACAUUACCCGAGCUUUUUUUUUUUUACACCUCAUAAACCUCCACGACCAACCACGUCAACAACCAACAUCUGCAACUUUUUAGGUCGCUCGAUGCGGUUAUGUUGCGGACUUCGUUGCGAUCCGUGAGGGCCGUCGGCAGCCAGCCCAUUGCUGCUGCCGCCGGUCGUCAAUGGCAUCCCGCGGUCGCAAGAUCUGCGAGGGUCGCCGGAAGGAGAUUCUAUGCUGGCGACAAGAAGAUUUCCUUGGACGAUUCGAAGCCCGUCAAGCUACCGAGCGCCGAGACCAACACAGCAGCUGCCAGCCAACCUCCCCUUCUGAAGCUCGAGUCUGAUGUUGCCAAAUCAUCAGUCAAGCCUCAGGAUAUUCCCCUCGAGCCCCCGGCUCCUGAAACCACAGCAACUACUCCCGUGGCACCCAAAACCCCAACAGGACCUGUCGAGACUACGGCUGUCCCAACCGGGCCUACCGUCGCCGCUACCGCUCCUGUCAAGAAGAAGGGCUUCCUCCGACGUCUUCGCAACCUCAUCAUCACCCUGACCCUUCUGGGAGGACUCGCGUUCGGCGGUGGUAUCUGGUACUCGCGCAUCAACGACAACUUCAACGACUUCUUCUCCGAGUACAUUCCCUUUGGCGAGCAGGCCGUGCUCUACUUCGAGGAGAAAGAGCUCCGCAGGCGUUUCCCUCGUCCCGUCGGAGCCGGUAGCCUCCAUGCCAAGGAUGCUGGCAACCAGGUCAAGAUCGGUCCUCAGAGCGGUGUAUCGUGGAGAGUAGCAGACAGCGGCGAGCAGGCCCCGAGGAUGUCGAGCGCCAUGCGUGAUGUUGUUGCCAAGCAGGAUCCCCCCACGGAGACCGCAGCGCCUCCUAAGAAGGAAGAGCCGGCCGUGGACCCCAAGGUCAGCGCUGUCCCGGCUCCGGCUCACUCUGCUCUUGAGGCCAAUGGCGACAAGUCUGCCCAGAAGCAAGCAAAGGAGGACAAGCCUGCCAAGCCUGCGUCAAAGUCCGCCAGCGGUUUCAAGGCCCCUGAAGUUGAUGAGCCCUCGCGGUUCCCUCCUGCUUCGCCUAUCGAUCCCCUCAAGGUCAACGAUGCCCAGGAGCCCGUAGUCCAAAACCUUGUCAAGAUGCUCAAUGACAUCAUCACCGUUGUCAACGCCGAUAAUGCUGACGAUCGCUUCUCGGCCACCAUCGGCAAGGCCAAGAACGAGCUCAACAAGGUUGGUUCCCAAAUUCGCGAUCUCAAGGCUGAGGUUGAGAAGGAAGCCGCUUCAAAGCUCUCCACCAAGGUCAACGAGUUUGAGGCUGCCGCCAACGAGCUCGUCGGUCGUGUUGAGAAAGCCAUGGCUGCCCAAGAGGGUCAAUGGCGCGAGGACUUCGAGACUGAGCUAAAGCGCAUCCAUGAGAUCUACGACAAGCGCGCAAAGACAGAGUUUGAGCGUGAGAAGCUCGUCAACGAGCAGAAGUUGGAGAACAAGCUCCUGGAACAGGCUGUCGAGCUCAAGCGCCAAUUCAACCAGCAGGUCAAGGAGGCCGUGGAGGGUGAACGCCAGGGACGUCUCAGCAAGCUUGACCAACUAAGCUCGUCUAUUCAGGAACUUGAGAAGCUGACCACAGGCUGGAACGAUGUCGUCGACACCAACCUGCGUACUCAACAACUCCACGUCGCCGUCGAGGCUGUUCGUGCCAGCCUUGGCGACAACGAGCACCCCCGCCCAUUUGUCCGUGAAUUGGUUGCUCUUCGUGAGAUUGCCAGCGACGACGAAGUCGUGAAUGCCGCCAUUUCUUCCAUCAACCCUUCGGCCUACCAGCGUGGCGUCAGUUCACCGUCGCACCUCAUUGACCGCUUCCGCAGGGUCGCCUCCGAGGUCCGCAAGGCCAGCCUUCUCCCCGACGAGGCUGGUGUUGCAAGCCACGCCAGCAGCUGGGUCUUGAGCAAGGUCAUGUUCAAGAAGGAGGGCCUUGCCGCCGGCGAUGACGUCGAGAGCAUUCUCACGAGGACGCAGACGUUCCUCGAGGAGGGCGACUUGGACAAGGCGACACGUGAAUUAAACGGCCUGCAGGGAUGGGCAAAGACGCUCAGCCGGGACUGGCUGGCCGAGGCUAGGAAGGUUCUGGAGGUUCAGCAGGCACUUGAGGUCAUCUCUACCGAGGCCAGACUACAAAGCUUGAAGGUGGAGCAGUGAUUGACUUGAGACGGCAGAAACGGGGAGGCUCUGGAGGGGCCAUAUUUUCUAUGUCAACUGUACAUCCUGUGAGCCAAUGCGUAUCCCUAGAGGAAAAGGAUCAGGCGGCCGGGUUUGUCGUUGGCCGGCUGGUCUUGUGUAUUAUGGAAAAACAUGCAAUAGAUGGCGAUU
This is a messenger RNA of Truncatella angustata, 2455 nucleotides long. RefSeq names its product mitochondrial inner membrane protein-domain-containing protein. Lineage: Eukaryota; Fungi; Ascomycota; Sordariomycetes; Amphisphaeriales; Sporocadaceae. Gene Ontology annotation, cellular component: MICOS complex. The coding region runs from base 206 to 2284 and encodes 692 amino acids. The transcript has 3 exons. The record is from RefSeq and is a predicted model, not a curated record. Gene Ontology annotation, biological process: cristae formation.